GCUAGAUGUUGUGGAAUUUGUGUAGGACUUUUUUAUGAUUUUUAUUUUAUCUAAGUGGUUUUAAAUCUUACAAGUCUUGGAUAUUUUAGCCUCUGAGCAAUGACCAAAAACAACAACAGCUUCUUCUUUUCUGCUUCUUGGCCAUCAUCCUCUUCAAUCUUGAGAUCUUAUUCAGUGUGUGCUGUGCUUGUGUCAUCUUUUUUUUCAGAAUAGAUUGAGAAAGGAAAAGCUAAUCCAAAUAUGCUAUAAGACAUCUGGGAGUUGGGAUGUUUGAGGGAGUAGUUUGAUAUGGUGAUGCAUCUACUCAAAAAAUUGAGCAGAGCUAUAUGUUAUGCUGUGGACUUCUACUAUGGAGUUAAAUUCAAGCUAUGACAUUGAGCAUUCGCAUUCUACACAAAGAAUACAGCAUGAGCUGUGGCCACUAGAUCCCAUCGAUCCGAAAAAGGCAAAGUUUCCAUGUUGUUUGGUUUGGAAUCCGCUUCCCGUUGUGUCGUGGUUGGCACCCUUCAUUGGUCAUAUUGGCAUUUGCAAGGAGGAUGGAGUUGUUUUGGAUUUUUCAGGAUCAUAUAUUUUGAGUGUGGAUGAUUUUGCAUUUGGUCCAGUGGCAAGGUACCUGCAACUCGACCGUAGUCAGUGUUGCUUCCCUCCUAACCUAUCAGCACACACAUGCAAGCAUGGCUACCAGCAUUCUGAGUAUGGCACUGCAAUCACAUGGGAUGAUGCAUUGCAGUCGAGCUCGCGGUAUUUUGAGAACAAAACUCACAACCUUUUCACCUGCAACUGCCACUCAUUUGUUGCUAACUGUCUGAACCGGCUCUGUUAUGGAGGAUCAAUGAGCUGGAACAUGGUAAGUGUAGGAGCUCUAAUACUAUUCAAGGGGAGCUGGGUUGACUUCAGGUCUGUUAUAAGGGCUUUCUUGCCUUUUGUUGUGGUUGUGUGCAUUGGAGUUCUCAUGGUUGGGUGGCCCUUCUUACUUGGGUUGUUAUCCUUCUCUCUACUCUUGAUGGGGUGGUUUCUAGUGGGUACUUAUCUUGUUAAAAACUUACUAGAGUGCUAGAUGCUCUUUUGAGUUGAAACAUGGCAUGCUUUUUCUUCACCAAAUAAUGUAUUAUUAGUUUUGUUUUGCUUCAA
Lotus japonicus is the source of this 1131-nucleotide messenger RNA. RefSeq names its product protein REVERSION-TO-ETHYLENE SENSITIVITY1. The record is from RefSeq and is a predicted model, not a curated record. The coding region runs from base 332 to 1057 and encodes 241 amino acids. The transcript is spliced from 4 exons. Gene Ontology annotation, cellular component: Golgi apparatus; endoplasmic reticulum. NCBI's taxonomy places the organism in Eukaryota, Viridiplantae, Streptophyta, Magnoliopsida, Fabales, Fabaceae. Gene Ontology annotation, biological process: regulation of ethylene-activated signaling pathway; response to ethylene.